Molecule: messenger RNA, 2117 nt
Organism: Cariama cristata (Red-legged seriema)
Lineage: Eukaryota; Metazoa; Chordata; Aves; Cariamiformes; Cariamidae
Gene: RASGRP3
Product: RAS guanyl releasing protein 3 (calcium and DAG-regulated)
Exons: 16
Coding region: 1-2079 (692 amino acids)
Biological process (GO): positive regulation of GTPase activity; Ras protein signal transduction
Cellular component (GO): plasma membrane
Molecular function (GO): guanyl-nucleotide exchange factor activity; calcium ion binding
Source: RefSeq, a predicted model, not a curated record
AUGGGGUCAAAAACACUUGGGAAGGCUGCAACAUUAGAUGAGCUUUUGAACGCUUGUAUUGAAAUGUUUGAUGACAAAGGCAAUCAGUGCUCCAGCCAUUUGCCAAGAACCUUUCUAUUAAUGCACCGGUGGUAUCUGCCUUCCACAGAGCUGGCUGGCAAGCUUCUGUCCACAUAUAGAGAUGCCAAUGGGGAGAACUGCAAUGAAUUCAGAUUAAAAAUCUGCUAUUUCAUGAGAUACUGGAUUUUGGAAUUUCCUGCAGAGUUUAACUUGGAUCUUGGGCUGAUUCGUUUGACUGAAGAAUUUCGAGAAGUAGCCAGCCAGCUUGGAUAUGAGGAUCACAUCCAUCUCAUUGAUAUCUCCAGCAUUCCUUCCUAUGACUGGAUGAGAAGAGUUACACAGAGGAAGAGGAUUUCCAAGAAAGGAAAAGCCUGCCUGCUGUUUGACCAUCUGGAGCCCAUUGAGCUAGCUGAACAUCUCACUUUUCUGGAGCAUAAAUCUUUUAGGAGAAUUUCUUUCACAAACUACCGAAGCUAUGUGAUCCAUGGCUGCUUGGAGGACAAUCCUACUUUGGAGAGAUCUAUUGCUUUAUUUAAUGGUAUCUCCAAAUGGGUCCAGCUCAUGGUUCUCAGCAAACCAACACCCCAGCAAAGGGCAGAAGUAAUCACAAAGUUUAUCAACGUUGCACAGAAGCUCCUUCACCUCCAGAACUUCAACACACUGAUGGCAGUUGUGGGAGGUCUAAGCCACAGCUCUAUUUCUCGCCUGAAAGAAACUCAUUCUCAUCUAUCUUCAGAAGUCACAAAGGACUGGAACGAAAUGACAGAGCUGGUCUCUUCCAAUGGAAACUACUGCAACUACCGGAAGGCUUUUGCUGACUGUGUUGGCUUCAAAAUUCCUAUUUUAGGAGUUCAUUUGAAAGACUUGAUUGCUGUCCAUGUAAUUUUUCCUGACUGGAUAGAUGAGAACAAAGUUAACAUAGUGAAAAUGCAACAGCUUUCCAUCACCUUGAGCGAACUGGUUUCCCUGCAAACUGCCUCACAUCAUUUAGAGCCUAAUAUGGAUUUAAUUAACCUGCUAACUCUGUCCCUGGACCUCUAUCACACUGAGGAUGAUAUCUACAAGCUCUCGCUGGUGCUGGAACCAAGGAACUCCAAAUCGCAGCCUACCUCCCCGACAACCCCUAACAAGCCAGUAGUGCCACUGGACUGGGCAUCUGGAGUGGUACCAAAACCCGACCCUACCGUCAUUAACAAACACAUACGAAAGCUAGUGGAUUCUGUCUUUAGGAACUACGAUCAUGACCACGAUGGCUAUAUUUCUCAGGAAGACUUCGAAAGUAUAGCUGCCAACUUUCCCUUUCUGGACUCUUUCUGUGUGCUGGACAAAGACCAAGAUGGUCUUAUAAGCAAAGAAGAAAUGAUGGCUUACUUUCUGAGAGCUAAAUCACAGUUCCAGUGUAAAAUGGGACCAGGGUUUAUUCAUAACUUUCAGGAGAUGACCUAUCUUAAACCAACUUUCUGUGAGCACUGUGCAGGAUUUCUCUGGGGUAUAAUCAAACAAGGCUACAAAUGCAAAGAUUGCGGUGCCAACUGUCAUAAGCAAUGCAGAGACCUGCUUGUGCUGGCCUGCAGGAAAUUUUCCAGAGGAACCUCAGUAGGCAGCAACCACGGCUCUCUGCCUAGCAGUCCGUCUAUACCUCCAGUCCAAGAUGAAGUAUUUGAAUUUCCCAGUGUUGCUGCGGAACACCAGGACCUCGACGGCAGAGCUAUCACCCUCGUCACUGGCUCUUCACGGAAAAUUUCAGUGCGGCUGCAGAGGGCAACCACCAGCCAAGCGACACAGACAGAACCACUCUGGCAUGAGCCAGGCUGGAAUGAUUCAGGUUCCCAUACUUUCCCCAAAAUGAAGUCCAAGUUCCAUGGCAAAGCUGGGAAGAACAAAGGCUUUGCAAAAUGGGAGAACGAAAAGCCCACCGUGCAGGCUGAUAUAGAGCUAGAAGCGGAGGCCCCGCACCACAUACAGGGUCACAACGGAAUAGAAACCCUCCCAGAAAGACAAGAAUCUGAGGAUAGCUGAUUGCUCACCCUGAAGCACAGAAUAACGAAGAUGACAAC